AUGGGUGGCGUCGGAGAGUGCCAGUGGCCGGUAUGGCAGGUCGAUGAUCUAACGCCAUGUUUUCAGCAUGAUUACCUGAGGAUACUGCUCCCUGCAGUAGUCGUAGGGUUAUCCGUCCUGAACCUUGGUUAUCGAGGCGCCCGGCAUGCGGCGACCCGGUCAAAAAGCGCUUCGACACACGCCUAUGCGCCAGUGUCCAGUGGUGACAAUAGCCGCCCCGGCGCACAUCGAACAGACAUUUCCCCAGACGACGAGCCCAUUGUUCAAGACGACGAGGACGACGAUGAGGGCCUGGCGAUCCGCGGCGGCCGAUUAGCCCUCGUCAAGACGACGACAAAAGGCUCCAUCGUGCAGGCAGACACACCGCCUGCUCAAACACUAUCUAUAGUGGUCGAGGAGCUCGCCAUCGCAGGUUUGGUGGCAGUGUAUGUGGUCGCUUUGCUGUCGCCCAAGGCCCACGAAUCGUACACGCUCACCGGCACAAUUAUCGGCCUGACAACAUGGGUUUACGUCCUUGUGCUCGCCACCCUACGACUAUUCCUCGGCAACACACAAUGGCGCGUCCCCUACCUCUGGAACCACACCGCCGCUAUUUACAGCUGCCAGUGGCUGUUCUUGCUUGGCAUUUUUCGCUCCGCCUUGAUCCAUCCGUCCUCCAAGUUGGCGCAAAUCCUCGUCGUCGUCGAGUUCGCCCUGACGUCGCUGCUCUUCUUCAUGUCCAUCACGACGCGCAAGGGAAACAAGACCGUCUUGCUUGAGUGGGAGGAUGGUAUUCCGCCUGCUCGGGAGAACUUGGCGUCGCUUUUCUCGUCCUUCACCUUCUCAUGGGUCGACCAGAUCGUUUGGCAAGGCUACAAGGAGCCGUUCGAGAUGAGCAAGGUCUGGAACCUACUGCCUAAGGACAAGGCAGCCACCGUCCUGUCUCAUUACAGAAGGGUCAAGAAGACGACGAAACUAUACUGGCACUUGCUGCGCUACUUCAAGACUGAUCUGCUGGCACAAGCUGGAUGGGCCGUGAUCUCCGGUAUGUUCACCUUUGCCCCGACGAUGCUUCUCAAGGCAAUUCUGGAGUACGUGGAACAACCAGAAAGCGCGCCCAGGAGCGUGGUUUGGCUUUACGUCAUUCUACUCCCCGUUACCGACAUAAUCCGGUCCCUGGGUGACAACCGUGCGCUUUGGAUCGGCCGGAAGAUCUGCAUCAAUGUGCGUGCCAUCCUGGUCGGUGAGAUCUAUGCCAAAGCCCUCAGGCGCAAGGCGGCUACCGGAAAGGAUACUAUUUUGGGAUCCGACAAGAAGGAGGAGAAGAGCCAGGGCGGCUUCAUAAGCAAGAUCAAAAAGAUGCUUUGUCUCGGCGGCACAGAUGAGUCGGAAGAUGGAGAAGAUGGCGACAAGGGCAAGGAAGACUCGGCAGAUGAACAGGCAAACCAUGGAACGAUUAUCAACUUGAUGUCAGUCGACAGCUUCAACGUCUCCGAGGUCACGUCCUACCUUCAUUUCCUCUUCGCCUCGGCACCCACUCAGCUGCUGGUUUCCGUCGUCCUGCUUUACCAGGUUCUCGGGUUGAGCGCUAUCCCUGGCUUCAUUGUCAUGGUCCUGCUUCUCCCUGUGAACAUUGGCUUCGGCAGAGCUUUCAACAGCACGCAGAAGAAGAUCAUGGCCUGCAGCGACAAACGUAUACACUCGACCAACGAAGUUCUGCAGAACAUCCGCAUCAUCAAGUACUUUGCCUGGGAGCACAGGUUCGGCGAGAGUGUGGACGAGAAGAGAAAGGCGGAGCUCAAGGCACUCAGGGCGCGAUACAUGGUGUGGGCUUGCGCCGUUGCUGUGUGGAACACGGUGCCGAUACUGAUCACCUUCUUCUCCUUCCUGGUGUACACGACGAUUGAGAAACGCCCCUUGCAUCCCUCGAUUGCAUUCACGUCUAUCUCGCUCUUCAUGCUCCUGAGACACCCACUGGACCAGCUUGGCGACAUGUUGGCCCACGUUCAGGAGGCUAAGGUAUCGAUUGACCGUAUCGAGGAGUUCCUGAGCGAGGAGGAGACAGACAAAUUUAUUCAGCUUGGAGAGGACAAUGUUAACGAAGAAGGAAAUCGUAUCAUUGCCCUUAAGGAUGCUGCUUUCAUCUGGGGUGGCAAGGACGUCAUUGAAGCUGAUGGAUCUCAGGCGUUCCGCCUCCUGGACAUCGAUACUGAGUUCAUGAUUGGCAAGCUCAAUGUCAUCACUGGCCCGACCGGUUCGGGCAAGACUUCGCUGCUGAUGGCGCUUCUUGGCGAGAUGACUCUCCUCAAGGGUCGCGUUUACCUGCCCGGAGGCCGGAGCCGUGAAGAUGUUCGCCCUGACCCCGAGACCGGCCUUGCGGAAACUUGCGCGUACGUUGCUCAGCAGGCCUGGUUGGUUAAUGCCAGCAUCAAAGACAACAUUCUGUUCUCGGCACGCUUUGAUGAGAAGAGGUAUCGGGAUGUCAUUGUUGCUUGUGCGCUGGAGCGCGACUUGGAAAUUCUUGACAAUGGUGAUGAAACCUUGGUUGGCGAAAAGGGCAUUACACUCUCCGGAGGCCAGAAGCAGCGCAUAUCCCUGGCUCGCGCCGUCUAUUCCAACUCAAAGCACUUGCUCCUUGACGACUGUCUUAGUGCUGUAGACUCGCAUACGGCCCAGUGGAUUUUCAACAACUGCAUCAGGGGCCCGUUGAUGAAGGACCGAACCUGUAUCAUGGUCACACAUAACAUCCCGCUGUGCGUGCCGCACGCCGACUUUGUGGUCGUCAUGGACAACGGAAGAAUCACCCACCAGGGCCGAGCACUAGAGCUUAUCACUUCGGGAGCGCUUGGCGAGGAGAUUGCUCAGAAGGCCAAGUCAGACACUCCCAACAUCUCCAGAAUUCCUUCUCGUGUGCCGUCGAGCGUUGGUGAGGGUAGUGGUAACACACUCCUCGAUACCGACGGCGACGAUCACCUGUCCAAGCCCAAAGACACCAAGAAGCCGAAGAAGGCCGAAGCCCUGGAAGAAACAAAGGCUACAGGUGCUGUGAAAUGGCCUGUUAUGAAGCUAUACCUGGCCUCCAUGGGGUCUUGGUGGUUCUGGGUUGUUGCGGCCGGCAUCUUCAUGUCUCAGCAGGCCAGCGACGUUGCCUCUAACCUCUGGAUCAAACAGUGGGCAAGCCAGUACACUACCGAGAUAUCCAGUAUUCCCAUCUCGACUAGCUCGCACACCUACGGCACUCAGUCGUUUGCCCCCAAGUACAUGGUGCCUGUGCAAACCUAUGUCAAGGAUCAACUAGCCAGAAAUGGCAACGCUACCGCUCUCGACAUUGUUGUCAACUCCGAAGUCAAUGCACAGUACUACCUCGUCAUUCUUGCGAUUAUUGGUCUUGCGGGUUCUUUGACGGCAUUCCUCCGUGAUCUUUGGAUCUUUUUCGGGUCGCUUACGGCCUCAGCCAAGAUACAUACGCGUUUGCUGGGUGCUGUCACUCGUGCCAAGUUCAGGUUCUUUGAUGUCACGCCAUUGGGCCAAAUGAUGAACAGGUUUUCAAAGGAUAUGGAAGCUGUCGACCAGGAGGUGGCGCCAAUUGCCAUUGGAAUUUUGAGCUGCGCCCUGGGUAUCACAGUGACCGUUGUGUUGAUUGCCUCCAUCACCCCCGGAUUUCUCAUCGCCGCCGUCUUUAUCACAAUGGCAUACGUGUUGCUGGCCAAAUUCUACCUGACUUCAUCACGAGACCUGAAACGUCUUGAAUCUGUGCAGCGUAGCCCACUGUUCCAACAGUUUGGCGAGACUUUAAGCGGCGUCACCACCAUCCGAGCUUAUGGCGAUGAGCGUCGAUUCGUCAGAGACAACUUGACCCGCAUCAACGGCCAGCUGCGACCCAUGAUUUACCUCUGGGCUACCAACAGAUGGCUCGCCUUCCGUACGGAUCUAUUGGGUGAUUUCGUAUCCUUCUUCGCCGGUGUCUUUGUCAUCCUUAGUAUAGGAGUCAUCGACGCAGGGUGGGCUGGUAUUUCUUUGAGUUACGCCAUCGGAUUCGCCGAGAACAUCUUGUGGCUGGUGCGCUUGUACUCGAUCAACGAGCAGAAUAUGAACGCAGUCGAGCGUAUCAAGGAGUACCUUGAGGUCGAGCAGGAGGCAGCACCCAUCUGUGAAAACAACAGGCCGCCAAAGAACUGGCCAGCCCAAGGGUCAGUCGAGUUCAUCAACUACACUACCAGUUACCGCAAGGAGCUGGACCCGGUCCUGCGCAACGUUACGUUCAAGAUCUCCCCUCGAGAGAAGGUCGGUAUUGUUGGACGAACGGGUGCUGGAAAAAGCUCUCUGGCGCUGGCCAUCUUCAGGGCGCUUGAGGCUGACGAAGGUAAAAUCCUGAUCGACGGCAUUGACAUUGGGCUCAUCGGCCUGCGCGACUUGCGCGAGGCUAUUACUAUCGUUCCCCAGGAGCCAACCCUCUUUACGGGUACCAUCCGGUCCAAUCUGGACCCAUUUCAUUUGUUUACCGACGAGCAGAUUUACAAGUCACUGCAACGUGUGCAGCUUAUCGGCCCCGACGAGACUAUCCCUACCGCUAAUGCCUCACCUGUCGUACCGGCUUCACCAACUACACCAGGAGGCGCGAGCAACAAGAACAUUUUCCUCAAUCUCUCAUCUAAGGUCUCCGAGUCAGGAUCAAAUCUGUCGCAAGGCCAACGUCAGCUUCUUUGCCUGGCCCGCGCCCUGCUGAAGGAGCCUCGCGUUCUGGUCAUGGACGAGGCUACGGCAUCGAUUGACUACGCUACCGACAGCAAGAUCCAAGAUACUAUCCGCGAGAUGAAGGAUACGACCAUCAUCACCAUUGCUCACCGCCUGCAGACGAUUGCAGAUUACGACAAGGUUUUGGUCUUGGACAAAGGAGAGGUUGUCGAGUAUGCCCAUCCGUGGGAGCUCAUGCGCAAGGGCGAAGGGGGCAGUUUCAAGAGCAUGUGUGACAUGAGUGGCGAUACGGAAUUGCUUGCCAAGGCUGCGAAGAAGGCUUUCGACGCAAAGAAACUCAUCGACGUGGAUGACGAGGCUGCCGAUGCAGCACCUUAG
Messenger RNA from Pyricularia pennisetigena, 5052 nucleotides. RefSeq lists its product as uncharacterized. Bases 1 to 5052 code for a protein of 1683 amino acids. Lineage: Eukaryota; Fungi; Ascomycota; Sordariomycetes; Magnaporthales; Pyriculariaceae. The record is from RefSeq and is a predicted model, not a curated record. The transcript is spliced from 6 exons. Gene Ontology annotation, molecular function: ABC-type peptide transporter activity; ATP hydrolysis activity; ATP binding. Gene Ontology annotation, biological process: transmembrane transport. Gene Ontology annotation, cellular component: fungal-type vacuole; fungal-type vacuole membrane.